Messenger RNA from Fonticula alba, 4729 nucleotides. RefSeq lists its product as hypothetical. The transcript is spliced from 4 exons. The record is from RefSeq and is a predicted model, not a curated record. Bases 94 to 4668 code for a protein of 1524 amino acids. Lineage: Eukaryota; Rotosphaerida; Fonticulaceae. Gene Ontology annotation, molecular function: calmodulin binding; GTPase activator activity; actin filament binding. Gene Ontology annotation, cellular component: cytoplasm. Gene Ontology annotation, biological process: regulation of actin cytoskeleton organization; regulation of GTPase activity.
UCCAACCGUCCCCUCCACCCCCCGGAGACCCCCCUCAUUGCCUGACACAGGCCCCUCCUUCUCACUCAGCCUCGGCUGCUUUGAGCUCUAAUCAUGGAGGACCCCGUCCCCAUCCGCGCGGACGCCAACACCAUGGACGAGGAGCGCACUCGGCGCAUUGCGCACGAGUACCUCGUCCGUAUUGGUGAGGCCAAGGCUUGGAUUGAGGUCUGCAUCCAGGAGGAGCUGCCCCCCGUCAUCGAGAUGGAGGACGCCCUGCGUAAUGGUGUGUUCCUGGCCAAGCUGGCGCGUUUCUUCUCGCCGGAGGACGUGCGCAAGAUCUUCGACGAGAAGCAGAAGCUUCCCCUGGGUCUGCGCCACUCGGACAACUUCAACGCCUAUCGCGUCGCCUCGCUGAAGGUCGGCCUGCCGGUCAUCUACUUCUUCGAGCUGACCGAUCUCUACGACAAGAAGAACAUGCCGAAGGUCAUCUACAUGAUCCAUGCCCUCAGUCACUUCCUCUUUGCCAAGGGCCUGGCCCCGCGCAUCGGCGACCUCAUGGGCACGCUCACCUUCACCGACGAGGAGCUGGCCCAGGCGUCCAAGAACCUGGGCGACCUGCAGCUGCCGGCCUUCGGGGACAUCGGCAACUCGCUGAACCGCGAGCUGGGCAUCGAUGACUCGGCUCGCCGGGAGAUCCGCGAGAAGCAGGCGGACUUCGAGUCGCGCAUCAGCGAUCUGAUCGAGUGGUGCAACACCUCGUCCAGCAACUUCCGCGACAACAUGCCGACCGAUGACAUCGUGGCCGACGACCUGUCCGGCCUGGUGUCCGGGUUCGACGCCUUCAAGACCACCGAGCUGCCCCCCCGCCGGGAUGCCAAGCAGCGCGUGCUGACCGCCUACCAGGACAUCGCCAAGCGCAUGGCCGACAACGACAUGGGCGAGUACGAGGUCGAUGAGAAGGUGUCCCCGGCGGCGCUGGAGUCCGCCUGGGAGGUCCUCGUGGCGGCCAUGGACGACUUCGACGCGGCCCUCACCUACAACCAGAAGCGCCUGCGUCAUGAUGCCGAGGCCGAGGGCCUGCAGGACUGGAUGGCGGCCAAGACCGCCGCGCACCAGCCCCCGGCUCCGACGGCCCUGCAGACCAUGAACUCGGUCCGGGUGCAGUCGCUGCUGGAUGACUUCCAGACCUACUCCACCGCGGAGAAGCCCACCAAGCAGGCGCUGCUGGGCCAGCUGAAGGCCGAGAAUGCGGCCUUCGGCGCCGAGCACGGGUAUGUCCCCCCGGAGCCGGCCACCGAUGCCAGCCUCGAUGCCGGCUGGGCCCGGCUGGAUGAGGCCGAUCAGACCUAUGGCGCGGCUCUGGCCGUGGCCAAGGACUAUGCCCUCCGUCGGGAGGCCUAUGUCGACGACUUCUCGGCCCUCAACCAGCAUGCCAAUGACUACAUUGCCGAGGCUUCGCGCCGGGAGUUCCCCAACUCCAGCCAGGAGCUGGCCACCAUGGUGACCGAGGUGCAGACCCGUCGCGCGGAGGCCGACAAGCACCUCGGCGGUCUGGUCGAUGCCCUGGCCACCGAUGCCACGGGCCUGGCCAAUGACCAUGGCUACACCCCGCCGGCCAGCAUGGGCGUGGAGGAUGCGCGGAAGAUCGCCGCGUCGGUGCAUUCGGCCUUCGACGAUCGCGAGCGCGCCCUCAAGUGCAAGACCUACGAGGCGCACUUCGACGAGGUGGCCGGUCAGGUCCGCGCCGCCAAGAGCGCCGACGACAGCCGCGACUUCCCGGCCGACUUGGCCGCCGUCAACCAGCUCCUGGCCGACCUGGCCAAGGACCGGGACACCCAGCUGGCGGACUUCGAGCGCCAGGCCGAUGCCCUGCGCACCGAGUACCAGCUGCUGCACGACGAGUACCAGUACACCCCGCCCAUUGGCAAGGCCCUGUCGGAUUUGGAGCAGCUCCUGGCCAUCUUCCGCCAGGCCAAGGACAACCGCGAGCAUGCGCUCAAUGAGCAGCGCAAGCUCCUGGAAGACCAGGCCCGCGCGGCGCACUUCGCCAAGAACGAGCCGCAGAUCGAGAUCCUCCAGGCCAACAUCCGUGGGUUCCUCGGUCGCCGUGACCACCUGGAGCGCAUGGCCCUCCUGCGCGAGCAUGAGCCCUUCUGGGAGCGCAUCCAGGCCAUGAUCCGGGGGAAUGCCGUGCGCGCGCACCAUGCCGAGCGCAUGCGCCACUACCGCGAGCAUGAGAAGGAGAUCAUCAAGAUCCAGGCGCACUUCCGCCGGAAGAUCGCCCAGCAGCAGUACAAGGCCCUCAUGGCCAAGGAGAACACCUCCUUCGAGACCAUCCAGCGGUUUGUGCAUUUGCUGGACGACUCGGAGAAGGACUUCGACGAGGAGAUCGAGCUGGAGCGCCACAAGCAGCAGGUUGUCCUGCAGAUUCGCGAGAACCAGACCAAGGAGCGCGAGCUUGGCGAGUUGGAUGUCAAGAUUGCGCUGCUCAUUCGCAACCGCGUGUCGCUGGAUGAGUUCGUCGAGUCGACCAAGAAGUUCCUGCGCCAGCAGCAGAAGAAGUCCGAGCAGCAGCAGGAGACCGGCGGCUCGCUCAAGCUCCUGGAUCGCGAGUCCCGCGACAAGCUCAUGUCCUACCAGCAUCUGUUCUACCUGCUCCAGACCAAGCCCCACUACCUGGCCAAGCUCAUGUCGGCGCUCAAGAGCCGCGAGCAGAACCAGAAGUUCCUGGAGCAGGUGGUCCUCACCCUGUACAGCUAUGCGCACAAUGCCCGCGAGGAGUAUCUGCUGCUGUCGCUCUUCCGUGAUGCCCUCACCGAGGAAAUCACCCAUGUCAGCUCGGCCCAGGAGCUGCUGCGUGACAAUCCGGUUUUCAUCAACCUCAUUGUCCGGUACACGCGUGGUGCCAAGGAGCAGCAGUUCCUUCAUGGCCUGCUGAAGCCCCUGGUGUCGGAGAUCCUGGACAACCAGGAGCUCGACCUGGAUGUCGACCCGCUGACCAUCUACCGGACUCUCAUCAAGGAUGAGGAGUCCCGCACCGGUCAGGUGUCCACCCUGCAGUAUGACAUCAGCCGGUCGCAGGCCCUCGACAGCGAUGAGGUCAUGAAGAUCUUCGUUCGCCGUGUCAAGGACCUGCGGUCGAUGACCGACAAGUUCAUCACCGCCAUCAUGGAGUCCCUGCCGCACAUGCCGUAUGGCAUUCGGUACAUCGCGCGCGAGCUGCACCGUCUCAUGUCGGAGAAGCUCGGCCCGGGCGAGGAGCAUGAGAUCCUCAAGGUGGUCGGUCAUUUGAUCUACUACCGGUACAUCAACCCGGCCAUCGUGUCGCCGGACUUCUUCGGCGUGGUCGAGUCCGGCCGCGUGCGCCAGGAGGAGCGCAAGAACCUCGGUGAGAUUUCCAAGAUGCUGAUGCAGAUCAGUGUCGGCAAGCUCUUCGAGGACGAGCUGUUCUACCUGUCGUCGCUCAAUGAGUUUGUCCGCCAGUCGACCGACCGGUUCUUCAACUUCUUCCGCGAGGUGGGCAAUGUGGUCACCGUGGAGGAGUACUUCCAGGUGGACCGGUAUGACGAUCUGCUGACCAUCCAGAAGCCGAUUGUCUACAUGUCCACGGUGCAGAUCUACACCACGCACUCGCUGCUGCUGGAGUUCCGCGAGGACCUGGCCCCCGAGGCGUCGGACCAUCUGAAUGUCAUCCUCGAUGAGCUGGGCCAGCCCCCGGCCACGGUGGACAACCAGAGCCGCGAUCAGGAUGUCACUCUGAACCUGACCAAUCGGUUCCCGGAUUUGGAGUCGGAGGAUGCCCAGCGCAUGCGGCAGAUGUUCGUCGAGACCAAGCGCAUGUGCCUGUCUGUCAUGCGUGUGCAGCGUGGCAAGACCCUGAUGGCCAUCAUCGAGUCGCCGGUGACCGCCGAGCAGCAGGCCCUCUACGAGGCCCAGCUCCAGUCCGAGGAGAACAUCCGCCUGAACCGCGAGAGCCGCGCCGGGCACAAGAAGGAUGAGGAUGCCGCGGCGGCGGCGGCCGCCGCCGCCGCCGAGCCCCUGCAGCCGCAGAACCUCGAGCAGCUGAAGCAGCGCGUCCAGAGCAACCUCGAGCAGCUGGAGGCCGCCGGCAUGGUGUCCCGUGCCAAUGGCUACCAGGAGCUCCUGAAUGACAUUGCCAAGGAGAUUCGCAACAAGAACCGCCGCCGCAUCCAGCGCCGCUCGGAGCUGGUCAAGGUUCGUCAGACCCUGGAGAACCUCGACGAGAAGACCUCCUACCUGGAUGAGCAGAAGUCCAAGUACCAGGAGUACGUGGACUCCACCAUCAGUGGCAUGGUGGACAAGGCCAAGCCCCCCAAGAAGAAGGGGCUCGGCCUGUUCCGCGACUCCAAGAAGGACCAGAACGACAGCACCAUCUCCUACUCCUACACCGCGGAGCGCCUCUUCCAGAAGGGUGUCCUGUAUGAGCUGGAGAAUGUCCCGAAGAACGCCCGCAGCAAGGCCUACCUCACCAUCUCCAACACCCCGAAGUCCGGUGUCUACCAGAUCGAGGGCAAGCUGUUCGGCAUGACCGACACCCACGAGAUUUCCAUCGAGGACCUGCUGCAGAAGCAGUUCGACAACAUCCAGGCCAUGCAGAUCGGCAGCGCCAAGAUCAACGUCAACCUGAUGAUCUACCUGAUCAACAAGAAGUUCCUCAAGUCUUAAAGUGGCGUGGAAGCUGGGCUUCCCUUCUCUCUUUCUCUGUCUCUCUCUCUCUCUCUCUCUU